Molecule: messenger RNA, 2115 nt
Organism: Trematosphaeria pertusa
Lineage: Eukaryota; Fungi; Ascomycota; Dothideomycetes; Pleosporales; Trematosphaeriaceae
Product: HET-domain-containing protein
Exons: 2
Coding region: 310-2115 (601 amino acids)
Source: RefSeq, a predicted model, not a curated record
CCAGCUCUUCGGCUCUUCAUGACGACAGAGCCAUCAAGGAGUUGGCAAGACCGCUAGGAGUAAACGGGCUGUGAACCCGAGCUACAAGUCUGCCAAAAGACCGAGAACAGACCAACGGGUCUCUUCCUCGACGUCCUCCUUCCCCAAUACAACAAACCUGGCCGACCGGCAACUUUUGGCUUCGUUGUUGAUGUCGGACAAGAAUUGAAGUCAUUCUUGCUGGAGGAUACGCUCAGCGAAGGACAUGUGGGCUGCCCAAGAACGCCUUGAGGAACGAAGGUAGCAUCAACUAUCUCUUCAAAGGUCGCCAUGGAUCGAUACACACACAACCCUCUCUCUACCGAUGAUAGCAUCCGAGUGCUUGAGCUUCUACCUGGGCUAUCAGGAGAUACACUUGAAGCACGACUGCUGGAGGUUCGACUGUCGGAUGAACCAAUCUUCUCUGCGCUAUCAUACUGCUGGGGAGCUCCGAUAUUCGAUGCUCUUUUGGUAUGUAACGCCCAUGCCUUACAUAUCACCAAGAGCCUUGCUACCGCCCUCAAUUGUCUUCGAAACGCCACACAACCGCUUGUCAUCUGGAUCGACCAGGUGUGCAUUAACCAAGGUGAUCUCGCGGAAAGAAACCGUCAAGUACAGCUCAUGAGUCGAAUCUAUGCCAGCGCAUAUGAGGUUCUCGUUUGGUUGGGCCUUCCGACAGAUAGCAGCAAUUUCAUGUUUCACUGCAUGAGCAGAGGCAUGGUCAUGCAUGCUGAUAUACCACGAUUGCUAUGCUCAAUUGCCGAAUUCUGCCAUCGACAUUGGUUUGAGCGAACCUGGACCGUGCAAGAAGUCGUUCUUUCGAGAUAUGAGCCGCGGCUUUUUUGCGGGCGAAGAAGUGUUUCUUGGUCGCAGUUCGGUCAGCAUUUGGAUACGCUGUAUCAGCGUUUCAGUCAAAGAGUUCCAGUGUCUGAAGAUGGCUUGUUUCCAAGCGUAUAUGCGAAAAGCAUCGACGAUUUGGAUACAUGGAAACUAUUUCUAGGGGACACGAACUCUCGCAGCACCGAUCAAAGAAUGAGAGAAGCCUUGAAGUUUUUCCUUGAUGGAACGAUGGGAUUUUCCAAGAUACGAGCCAUGCGUGCGGAGGGUCCUUCAGCAUCCUUCCCAACCCAAUUACUCCGGACAUUACACCUCCAGGUGACGGAUCAGCGUGACAAGGUAUUCGGCUUACUAGGCAUGUGUGUGUUUGAAUCCGACUCCAUCACGCCUGACUACUCAAAGUCAGUAACGAGAGUGUACUCAGAGGCAAUGGCCCACAUUAUCUUAAACGACUUUGGGUCGGGAUAUCCCUCCUUAAGCUUCGACACUAUUGAACCCGUGGAAACACAAAAUUUACCAACUUGGGUGGCGAAUUUCGCGGCACAGUCAAAUCAUCUGGAGACCUGGGUUCGUCCCAAUGACCUUGUCCCGAAGAGAUCUGAGAUCGUUAAUGCUGCAAUCGCGCGAGCUUCACACGCGACUCCUAUUGUUAGAUUCUCUGAUGAUUUCCAGAUUCUCUAUACCUACGGAGUUGAGUUUAGUUCUGUUAAGGCUUCGUUCUCUCUGCCACAAAGCUUAGACUCCGUCAUGGGGCUCGAGAGGUGGGAACGCUGGUUCUCUCAAAUCGUAUGGAUGGUUCGUGGGCGACGCAUUCCGCUUGAAAGCAUUCUGGAGUCCUUACAUCGGCCUCACUCUGGCCGCUAUGAUCAUUGGGAUACGGCCCUCUCUGCCUUCAAGCGAUUGUUCAAUUUCGCUAGGAAAGGGAAAAUGUUUACUAAUACUGCAGAUGUACAUAUGAAGUCUCUGCUCAAAGAUUUAGGAGAGGUUGAGGGGAUAGCGUUACCGUUUUGCCUCGAUAACACCUUCUUCAUUACUGGAACUCGGCGAAUCGGGCGAUGUAUUGGGGCCGUCGCUCAAGGAGGCCUCUUUGGGAUUAAUAUCCCGUUCAUACUUCGAAAGAAAGACGACGCAUUUUCUAUGGUCAGCAUCGCACAUGUUGCAGGUCACCAUUAUAAUCACAUAUCUAUUGAGAAUGCAAACGGGAAGAGUAGUUUGGGAAACCCCAGGACAUAUAGCCCUAAAACAUUUACUAUUGUAUAG